This is a messenger RNA of Metopolophium dirhodum (rose-grain aphid), 1163 nucleotides long. RefSeq lists its product as uncharacterized. The transcript is spliced from 2 exons. Lineage: Eukaryota; Metazoa; Arthropoda; Insecta; Hemiptera; Aphididae. Bases 101 to 898 code for a protein of 265 amino acids. The record is from RefSeq and is a predicted model, not a curated record.
AAAGUAUGUGUUGUUGAUAAAACGAAAAUAUUGUGUCGAGAGUUUUUGUUUUAGUGAGUAAAAGAUUAAUAUAUUACCAACGUACACCGGACUUGUCAAGAUGAAAUUGAACACAUCACUUUUUAUAUGUUUAUUUUUUUCUACUAUAAUUUCCAUUAAGGCAAUUGACUUUGACAAAGAAGAGUACGAUUAUCCGUCGACGGAAAAUGUAGAAAACGAGAUGCCCAUAGAGGAAGACGAACAGGAAGUGGAAACCCAAGAACCCGAAACAGCCCCUUUUCAGUACAAACCCAGCAAACGGGUGGAAGAGAUGGAGAAUAACAUGCCGGAUAGCGCUAAGGUAUUCAUCGGGGUCGGUAAGUUGAAGGAUACCAUGACUGACACGUACGCGAGCGCGAUGGCCACGGAUACAGCCAAAGCCGGACUCGCCGAUGCAGAUCACGAGUGGCAACUGUUGCUCGAGGGUCCGGAAGCUGCCCGGGUGAUCGGCACGUCCGGCCAGAACUUCAACACGAUUUUCUCGUCCAACGACGGCGCAGACAUGAUCAACAUGCUGGCCACCACCAUGCACGUGCUAUUAACCAAGGCCGGCGAGCAGAAGAUGAGCUCUGGGCUCAGAGACAUCAUGUCGAUGACGUACUCGUUGUUCACGUCACCCAACAUGCCCGAGAUCGUCAACAAGGCCGGUGGGCUGGUCAUCACUAUCGUGAACAAACCCGGUGCCCCGAUGUUCACCAAGACGUACUGGAACGAGACUAAGAAACUCUUGUCUGAUAAGAACCUCAAUGAAAAACUGAAAAAGUAUUUCGCCAACAUAAUAUCCAUGAUGAAGUCAUUAAGCGGAAUGAUGAAAGGCGGCAAGCAGUUACUAAACAGACGUAAACGUGCUAUCGCGUAGUAAUAAUAUUAUAUACAUCAUUCACAUAUAUACAAUAUUAUAUAAGGUACAUAAGUACAUUUACAAACGGUAUAAGUACCUACAUAAUAUAUAAUUUAUAUAAUAGUGUGGCAAUGUAAUUUUACACAUAACACUUCCGUGACCUAUAUAUACCGCAUGUCACCCCGUUUGUACUUUGUUAUAAUAAUACAAUUAAUGUUAUAAUUAUUACCACUACUAUUAUUAUAAUAUAUGAAAAAGUAUAAUAUAUUAAACUAGCUGAAUA